AUUGUUAUCCAAAUCAAACUGAGUCUGUGUGAGUCGAAUAAAUGAUUCUGGUUUCUGAAUUGUGAUUGAGUUUUUGUUUUGUGUUAAAUUUUUCAUUUUAGUUCCAAAAAAAAGAAAAACAUAGAAUUUUUAUCUAACCUGUAAAUAAUCCAAGAUCAAUAAUGAUGAUGAAUCGUCAUCAAAAUAACCAGAUAAAUUAUCAUUAUGCUCGUGGACAGCCAAAUCAUCGUCGUAAUCGUAAUUGUGGCCAUAAUUCAAGCAAUCAUUAUAAUCGUAAUCAAGCUGCUGCUGCUGCUGCCAUUCAACAUUCACAAACAUCUCAUCAUCAUCAUCAUUGUCGUCAUUGUCCACCAUUAUUGGAUGAAGAUUUUACAUUCAUAUCACCAUAUGUUAAAUAUUCAUUAUUCUUUUUCAAUCUUAUAUUCUGGCUAAUUGGUACAACAUUGAUUUCAUUAGGUGUUUGGUCUUUUUUCGAAGAAUAUGAAUACAAUCUAUUCAAAUUGCGUAAUAUUUUCGAUUUCAUUUUACAUAUAUCGGUGGCAUUAGUAUUUUCUGGUUCGGUUAUAUUUUCAAUGAGUUUAAUGGGUUGUUUAGGAGCAUUACGUGAAAAUCUUUGCCUUAUCAAAUUGUAUUCAUUAAUGCUGUUAAUAUUAUUUGUCGGUGAAGUUACAAUAUCAAGUUUGGCAUUUGUAUUUCCACAAACAGUUUUACAUUUCCUUAAAGAUCAUCUAUCAAAAGAUAUGAUUACAAAAUAUCGUGAAGAUUCAAAUUUACAGAAUUUAAUCGAUAUAAUACAGCUACAAUUUAAAUGUUGUGGCAUUUCGGAUCAUGGCUAUAAAGAUUGGUCAAUGAAUAUCUAUUUCAAUUGUACAUUUAUUAAUCCAAGUUCUGAACGUUGUGCUGUGCCUUUUUCCUGUUGUCGUAAUCUAAAGACAGAAAUCAAUUCAAUGUGUGGCUAUAAUAUGCAGAAUCUAAGUUCAGUGGUUGAAAUUAAUAAAUAUGUUUAUACACGUGGAUGUGUGGAAGCUAUUAGUGAAUUGGUUGAUCGUAAUAUGAAUUUGGUUGCAAUCGUUUGUCUUGGAUCAGCAUUGGCACAGCUAUUUGCAAUGUUUCUUGCACGAUCAUUACAAGGACAGAUUUUUGCACAACGUGCACGUUGGAUGUAAUGGUUGUUACACGUGUGUCGAAUGAAUCAGGUGCCAAAUUUUCAUUAUUUACAAUCUUUUUGUUCUUUCAAUUUUUUUUUUUGCUGCCAAUUAAA
Dermatophagoides farinae (American house dust mite) is the source of this 1261-nucleotide messenger RNA. Its product is annotated as tetraspanin-33-like. Gene Ontology annotation, cellular component: plasma membrane. NCBI's taxonomy places the organism in Eukaryota, Metazoa, Arthropoda, Arachnida, Sarcoptiformes, Pyroglyphidae. The record is from RefSeq and is a predicted model, not a curated record.